UAGGCCGGGCGAGCUGCGGGGCCGCGCGGGGCCGCCUCCUGCCCCGAGCCGCAGCCGGAGCGGGCGGGCUGCUGCCCGGCUCCAUCUCCCGCCGCUGGGCCGGCUCCGGAGAAGAUGGCGGAGGAGGGAGCUGCGGAGGCCUUGCUGGCGCGGCUGUUCGCGGGGCCGGAGGACGAUGCUGAGGAGAGCCCCGAAGGCGGCGGCGAGACCGCAGCGCUCAGUGAGGGCCGGGCGGUGCGGGAUGGUGUGGUUGUCUCUGAACAAGUGAAAAGCAACAACCUGGAUGCAGAAGUUACCGAGUCAGAAUUGGAAACCGAAGAAAAAGAAACAGAGGAGGAAUCCACAAAGGAAUCCGAUAGCAACAUCUUGGAUGUAUCAUCUGACUAUCUAAGAGAGAAACAUAUUUCAAUUCAAAGACAUCUUGCUGACCUAGCAAAACUAGCUGACCUGAGAGAAGGUGAGUGUACUGUGGCAGUGUCCCAGAACACAGCUCUUCGUGUUACAGAGGAAAAGAAGCCUUGUCCACUGUGUCCUGAGGAGAAGUUCAAAGCUUGCUACGGUCAUAAGCUCCAUCGUCACCUUCAGAAUUUGCACUGGAAAGUUUCUGUUGAAUUUGAAGGGUACAGAAUGUGCAUCUGUCACUUGUCUUGUCAUCCAGUAAAACCAAACCUCAUUGGAGACCAGGCAUUCUCAAAGAUGGGAGCCCACUACCACUGUAUCAUCUGCUCAGCAACCAUCACACGGAGAACGGACAUGAUAGGUCAUAUUAAUCGUCAUGUCAACAAAGGAGAGACUGAAUCAAGGUUUAUUACAGUUCCUGCUCCCAAGUCUUCUCAUGAAGUGCUGAAAGAAUUGGCCACAGAUGUGAAGGUUCUUCCCAACCACUCCACACCUCAUAAAACAGAUUCCUAUUUUAAUCCUAAAAUGAAACUCAACAGGCAAUUGAUAUUCUGUGCCCUAGCGGUUCUGGCCGAGGAACGGAGUCCAAUAGAAUGUUUGGAUGCUUUUGGUGCCACUGGUAUAAUGGGAUUACAAUGGGCAAAGCAUCUCAGAAGUUCUGUGAAAGUUACAAUUAAUGACAGUAAUGAAAAUUCUGUGACAAUGAUUCAGGAAAACUGCCAGUUAAACAAAAUGAAGGUGAAAUUGAACACUAAGGAAGAAGGCAACAAUGAAACUGUGGGAGACGGAGGAGAAAAUACUGACACCAUUGAGGUGACAAAAAUGGAUGCCAAUAUUAUAAUGCACCUGAGAGCAUUUGAUUUUAUCCACUUGGACCCCUUUGGAACUUCUGUGAAUUACCUGGAUUCUGCCUUUAGGAAUGUGAGAAAUCUUGGAAUUGUGUCGUUGACAUCCACAGACAUCAGUUCUCUCUAUGCCAAGGCUCAGCACGUUGCCCUGCGCCAUUACGGAUGCACUAUUGUCAGAACCGAGUACUACAAGGAGCUGGCAGCCAGAAUAGUCAUUGCUGCUGUGACAAGAGCUGCAGCUCGCUGUAACAAAGGCAUUGAAGUUUUACUGGCAGUAGCUCUAGAACAUUUUGUUCUAGUAGUGGUCAGAGUUUUAAGGGGACCAUCUUCUGCAGAUGAUUCGGCCAAGAAAAUAAGAUACCUCAUCCAUUGCCAGUGGUGUGAAGAGAGAAUUUUUCAGAAAGGGGGUAAUAUGGUAGAAGAAAACCCCUAUCAGCAGCUGCCUUGUGAUUGUCACGGCAGCAUGCCUGGGAAGACAGCAGUGGCUCUUGGUCCCCUCUGGUCAGGAGGCCUCUUUAACACUGGUUUCCUGAGAAAAAUGUUGUUUGAGGCUGUCCAGUAUGGUUUAGAUGAAGUUCAGCCACUUCUGAAGACAUUAGUUUGUGAAGCAGAGUGCACAACUUCAAAGCAUUUUUCUACCCACGGUUCUUACGAUGAGAACAAACAAGAAGAGUGUGGUGUAUAUAUUAAAGCACCAAAUAAUUCUGCAGAAUCCUACUUGCUACAUGGCAAAAGAAAAAGUGAGGAAGUGAUUCGGAAUGCAGCCAAGCGACAGAAAGCUGAGCACAGUGCUGAGCACCCUGCUUUUUACUACAACAUCCACAGACACAGCAUCAAAGGAACAAACAUGCCAAAGUUAAAUAAGUUCCUAAACUAUCUCUCAGAAGCUGGAUACAGAGUAAGUAGAACUCACUUUGAUCCUAUGGGAGUUCGCACGAACGCGCCCUUGGCCCAAUUUAAGACUAUUCUUAUGAAGUACAGCACUCCCACAUACACGGGGGGCCAGGCAGAAGGGCCUGUCCAUCUAACUGAAGAUGUCCAGGCAGGAGAACCUGUUCAGGCUGCCACAGAAAAUGCUGGGUUUCUGGAAGAUGAUAAAUCUGGCAUUUCUGCUGCUGUGUUCACAAAAAACUACCCCACGCACUGUGCGGCUGAUUAAUGCAGAUCAGCUUGUUCAUAGACCAGGAGAUUACAGACUUGCAAGCACACCCUGUUGGAGUGAGCCAGUACUUCUUACCAAACUGGAUUUUAAAAAUUUGAGUUGCCUGCCCUUUUAAUUUGAAAAUACGUUUUAGAAUUCUGUAGCAGAACCUGCCCCUGGUUGCAGCAUGUGUGGUCAAGUUACUUACUGUGAGAAGGUCUUCGAGACAGUGACUUGCUUUUCUGCUCAGGUCUGCUUUGACAGUGAGGCACUGUGGUUGCUCAUGAGUCUUUGUUAAAGUUCAGAAUCCAGAAGGUUGGAUGGGGCCAGAAGUCUUAAGCAUUUCUGAGUAUGAGGUGAAUGUGAAAUGAAAUAUUCCUAAAAUAAAUCAUUCCUAAAACUUGACUGGUUACAAUUCAGAGAGGUCAUGUUAAGAUGAUAAAAUAUUGCUGGAUAAAAUGUGAUCUGAGUUUAAGCAAGCCAGAAAGUCCUGACUCAGUGCACCUCUGGCUCUGGAGUGGACAUGUAGUUUGGCAUUCAGUUCUGUUUCCAUAGUUCUGCCUACAUGCAAGGACCUAACAGGACGGAAAGGAAUUGGUCCCAUGACUGUUACUCAAACCUCAUUUUAUAACCAAACUUUAGUGAACUGUUUUAGCCCCUGUAAGUAGUUUGUUCAGAGACUGUGUUUGGCUGAGUACUGUGAAAGGGUACGGUGAGAAGGCACCACAAGCUGAAGUGGUAGGUGAGGUUUUGCUAUGAAUUUGUCAGUAAAGCAACCUGAGCUGUUGAAAAAGGUAUCUUCUGUGAAUGAGCAAAGAUGCUGUGCAUUGGAAGUUGGUUCUGGUUUCCUUAAAUACAUGGCAGCAUUCCAACCAAAUAA
Molecule: messenger RNA, 3268 nt
Organism: Apus apus (common swift)
Lineage: Eukaryota; Metazoa; Chordata; Aves; Apodiformes; Apodidae
Gene: TRMT1L
Product: tRNA methyltransferase 1 like
Exons: 16
Coding region: 115-2406 (763 amino acids)
Biological process (GO): tRNA N2-guanine methylation
Cellular component (GO): nucleus
Molecular function (GO): RNA binding
Source: RefSeq, a predicted model, not a curated record